AUGAAGCCUAAGAAUCUGGCGAAAAAACUCGGUGUGACAAAGAAAAAACAAGCUAAGUUUGACGCGGCACUCAUCGAAGCGGAACAGGCUGGGGAACUACGGGUCGCUGAAAGUGGUCGCAUCCAGUCCAAGGUUCCUCAAGGCUCUCAUCUCGGAAUCGUGCAUCGAGUUAAAAGCGGUGAUGCCUAUAUCAUUCUUCGCGAACCAAAGCCACUAGGACUCAGCGAAGAUGUCUUCGUUGAUAAGCAUGACCUGAAAGAUGCUCAAAACGGUGAUGAGGUCUUUAUCAAACUUCUGCAGCGACGCAAGAGCCGUGGUCAACGUUGCGGUUACGUCGUUGAGGUCGUCGAGCGAGCGACAAAUGUCUUUGUUGGAACCUAUUUUGAGGAAGAUGAAUCGGGUUGGGUACAGAUCGAUGGGAAAGAAUUUCCCGAGCCAGUCUGGGUUGGCGAUCCUGGUGCAAAAGGGGCUCAGGAAGAAGACAAAGUUGUCAUUGAGAUGCUGCGUUUUCCCGCCGUCGGCCAAAUCGGUGAGGCAGUUCUGACUGAAGUCCUCGGCGCUCGUGGAACUCCUGGUGUUGACACCCAGAUGAUCAUCCACGAAUUCGGCAUUCCAGAUGCCUUUCCACAAGCUGUCCUUGAUGAUGCACGAUUAGAGGCAGAGAACUUUGAUGAAAAUGAUCUGACUGAUCGUGAGGAUCUGACUGGGAAAACGAUUGUCACCAUUGAUCCCAAAACAGCUCGUGAUUUCGAUGAUGCGAUCUCGCUGGAGAGAAUUGAAAAAGGACACUGGGAACUCGGUGUCCACAUCGCCGACGUUUCACACUUCGUGCAACCAGGAACGGAAUUGGAUCGGGAAGCCGAGUUGCGGGGAACGAGUGUCUAUUUACCGACAAAAGUGAUUCCCAUGCUUCCAGAGGUCAUUUCAAAUGGUCUGGCCUCGCUGCAAGAGGGGAAGGUCCGCUUCACGAUGUCGGCCUUUAUCGAAUACACGGCAGAGGGAGUUCCCGUUUCAACGCGAUUUUCACGUUCCGCCAUCCAGGUGAGUCAACGAUUCGCUUAUGAAGAAGUGAUGCCGAUCAUCGAAGCAGAUGAUGCACAGCAGAUUGAAGGUGUGACACCAGAGAUCCGCAAAUUGCUCAAGGAGAUGCAUCACCUGGCGAUGAUCCUCCGCAAGCGACGUUUUGCGAAAGGGGCCUUGGAGCUUGACAUGCCGGAAGUCCGCCUGAGUCUCAAUCCAGACGGAGAAGUGACGGGAGCCUACGAAACCGAACAUGAUGAGAGCCAUCAGGUGAUUGAAGAGUUCAUGCUGGCUGCGAAUAUCGCUGUCGCAGUCAAAUUCAAAGAUGAAGGAAUCGAUUUCCUGCGACGUGUUCACGCCGAUCCUGCGGAAACAAAACUGAAGACGCUGAAACAAUUUGUCGAGGCUCUAGGCUUUGAAUUAGAGCAAUAUCAGAGCAAAAAACAUUUACAGGGAUUGUUGAAUCAGGUUCGAGGGACUCCGCAGGAGCGGGCCGUUAAUUAUGCCUUUUUGCGGAGCCUGAAACAGGCAGAGUAUUCACCCAUCGAGAUGGGACAUUACGCACUCGCGGAGGAUCAAUAUUGUCACUUCACGAGUCCCAUCCGCCGUUAUCCGGAUCUGCACAUUCAUCGCCUCAUGGCAUCACUCGUCUGUGAUAACGUUACUUACCGUACACUCUCUGCAGAAGACCUGAUUCGAUUAGGUCAUCAUUGUUCCAACACCGCGCGUCGUGCUGAGCAGGCAGAGCGAGAGCUGACCAAAAUUAAGCUGCUCUCUCACUUCGCUGAGCGCGUUGGGGAUCAGAUUGAAGCGGUUGUGACCGGUGUCGAACGGUUCGGGCUGUUCUGUCGUGGCCUAGAGAUUCCUGUAGAAGGUCUUGUUCACAUCAGUGUGGUUUCGAGUGAAGACUAUUACGAAUACGACCGAGAGGCGAUGGCCCUCGUCGGCCGCAGAUCAGGCAAAAUGAUCCGCAUGGGAGACCGCGCGACAGUGGAAGUGGUCCACGUCGAUGUUGAUCGUCGCGAACUGAAUUUCAAGAUGAUCACUCAUACAGAGACUGAGGUCCGGCAGGCAAAAAAGAAAGCCACAAAGAAAAAAGGCCAACCUCCUCGAAACAGCAAAGGAGGCAAGCCAAACAGUAAAAGUAACAAGAAGGCCUCAGCCACAAAAAGUAAGAGAAAGCCGAAUCAGCGGAAGAGGAAGCGCAAGUAA
Molecule: messenger RNA, 2232 nt
Organism: Durusdinium trenchii
Lineage: Eukaryota; Dinophyceae; Suessiales; Symbiodiniaceae
Source: the annotation of a GenBank genome assembly